GAACGGAAUACUGUGGCUCGAUCACUCGUCGUCCGGCGCGCGUCCGAUACACAUCGCAGAAAGGAGUCCGGUUGUUCCUCUCUCUCGCUCUCCUUUACCCAUAUCUCUCGCACACCACCCUACGGCACAAUGUCUGGAUUAACGGACCCUGUGGCGUUCGCCAAGGAUUUCAUUGCUGGCGGUGUGGCCGCGGCGAUCUCCAAGACCACCGUAGCGCCUAUCGAGCGUGUGAAGUUGCUGUUACAAGUACAGCACAUCUCCAAGCAAAUCGCCGAGAAUCAGCGUUACAAGGGUAUGAUCGACUGUUUCGUUCGUAUCCCACGUGAGCAAGGAUUCUUAAGUUAUUGGCGUGGUAAUUUUGCCAACGUUAUCAGAUACUUCCCGACACAGGCUUUAAAUUUUGCCUUUAAGGACAAAUACAAGCAGAUUUUCCUUGGUGGUGUUGACAAGAACACUCAGUUUCUACGCUACUUUGUCGGGAAUCUCGCAUCUGGUGGUGCUGCUGGUGCAACAUCUCUAUGCUUUGUCUAUCCACUUGACUUUGCUAGAACUAGGUUGGCUGCUGAUGUAGGCAAGGGUACUGGCGAGCGUGAAUUUACGGGGUUGGCUAAUUGUUUAGCGAAGAUUUCCAAGGCCGACGGUAUCACUGGUCUAUACCGUGGCUUCGGCGUAUCUGUCCAGGGUAUCAUCAUUUAUCGUGCUGCUUACUUUGGUUUCUAUGACACUGCUCGUGGUAUGCUACCAGAUCCUAAAAAGACUCCAUUCCUUGUUUCAUGGGGUAUUGCUCAGGCUGUAACUACUGUUGCGGGUAUUGUAUCUUAUCCAUUUGAUACAGUACGUAGACGUAUGAUGAUGCAGUCUGGUCGUGCUAAGAGCGAAAUUCUGUACAAAAACACUCUUCAUUGCUGGUCCACUAUUUAUAAGACGGAGGGUGGUAAUGCCUUCUUCAAGGGCGCGUUCUCCAAUAUUCUUCGUGGUACUGGUGGUGCGCUCGUACUCGUACUGUACGACGAGAUUAAGAACCUUCUUUAAAAUUUUAAAGCGAUCCUCGUCUCAUUACUUUCACCGAUCACAAACAUCGUCAUUAUUACCCGGAAUAUCCGAUUUGAUAGCAAAUCCCGGACCGACGGGCAAUGAGACUCGCUGUCGGUUUUAACGAACAAGUAAUUCAGGCUGAGGACGUUCGGUAGCAGCUCGUAAAAUGCAUGAAACUCGGCAGAAAUUGUAACUGAGAAAAAGAUAAAAAAAGAAAAAAAGCAUAGAAAGAAGAGAAUCUGCUUAAUUUAUUGCCGGAUUCAGUAUUUUCCCGCAGCGACUGCCAGACUACGUGCUGUAUUUUCUUAUUACACUACACUUGAGAAAAACAGAAGGCAAAUCGAAUUAGGACAAGCUGCGAUGAUCAACAAUCGUGAUCACGGUCAUCUGAAAACGUUCCAUAAACACCGAGUAGCUCGAUUGCAAUAUUGAGUAUCGAAAGUAUAAUUGCCUAGAGAAAUCCGAGUCAGCGCAUGUGAAGUCAGUGAGAGAGGCGGACGCGCGACGACGACGUCAUUACGGCGAUGCGACGGGGUGCGUAGCUUGGGCCGCCCCCCGCCUUUAAUCUCGGCCCGUUGUAGAUAAUUCAUAAUUCGUAAUUAAUAAACUUUCAUUUUUUGAUGAUAUCAGCCGGUCUAUCAAGCUUUGAUAGACGAUAAUUUAAUUUCGCACUACA
This is a messenger RNA of Harpegnathos saltator (Jerdon's jumping ant), 1711 nucleotides long. It is a transcript of the gene Ant, whose product is annotated as ADP/ATP translocase. The record is from RefSeq and is a predicted model, not a curated record. Gene Ontology annotation, biological process: negative regulation of mitochondrial outer membrane permeabilization involved in apoptotic signaling pathway; mitochondrial ADP transmembrane transport; mitochondrial ATP transmembrane transport. Gene Ontology annotation, molecular function: ATP:ADP antiporter activity. Lineage: Eukaryota; Metazoa; Arthropoda; Insecta; Hymenoptera; Formicidae. The transcript is spliced from 4 exons. Gene Ontology annotation, cellular component: mitochondrial inner membrane. Bases 130 to 1032 code for a protein of 300 amino acids.